AUGCCGGCCCAUCAUUCUCGGAUUUCGUCUGGAGGCGCACCACAACACCACAUCCAGCGGCGCAACUCUCAAUCGCAGGCUACCACGCCCAAGCCCAUCCAUCUACGCAGCAACACGGCACCAGAGCCCCCGACGCUGCUGCGUGUGCCGUCUGCGCCCGCAGCCACCGCGCGGAGACCGCCAGCCUCACACAGUGCCCAUGGAAUAGACAAUUCGCGCGGCCCUCCUGUCACCUUGGUCACGCGCAGCCGGAGCACACAGAACCCCGCCGACUUUGCCUAUGCGCAGCAGCAGCAACAUUCCUUACAGUCCGGCCUGGUAUCUCCCAGCAGCUCUCACCAAUCCACCCAGCGCCGUGGGGACGACGAUUCUGUCACGUCGAGCGAAGCCCCGCGACAGCAGUCACAGCAAACAAGCGUCAGACAGUUGCUCAUUCCCUCUGCCAUUGCCUCUGCCAUUCCCACUCCCAGCCUCUCCAGGCCGCCCCCAGGACGCCGAAACUCGACUAGCACCUCUCGCCCGCCCGCGCGACGAAUGGCGAGCUCUACUGAUGAGUCGUCCGAAUACGACUCUGGCCCUCGCAGCCGCAUGGAAGACUACCACGCCGCCCACAGCGGACGGGGAGCGCCUGCACCUGUCACCCCGGGCACCGACACUGAGAAGGAGGAUCUGUUUCUGAAUAUUGCCGCCGACACUGGGCCGAAGCAGCUGCGACCUUCCGAAGCUGCGACGCGCGUGGAGAGAUUGAAGUCCCGGGUUGCUAGAGUCAACAGCAGCCGCCAGUCGCUUCCCUCCGCUCUUCACUCCCCUUCGCCAGUGCAAUUAAACUCUACUGCGACUCCAACAACUAGCCGAAUCCCUGUGGAACCCCGGUCAUCGGCCCUGCGGCGUUCCUCGUUCCUGCCCACCCCGUCCAGAGCAUAUGAGCGAUCGUCAAACUCGCCUGCGCCGGACGCCGCACCUCGCACGCGCGAUCUCUCCCACAAGGCAUCUUUUACCUCGACGCGGAGAGAUUCGGAGCUUUCCCCGCGCGAUUUCCUCGCCCAGUUCUCCGCCGCCAGACGAUCAUCCCAGCCAGACGUGCAACACACGCCACCAAGCCGCACCCCAGUCCAGCCCUACCGGCCCUCCAACUUGUCACAUGAGCCGCGGACGCCCCACGUGGAGACGUCGUUUGAAGCCGGGUCACGCGCCGACGGCACCGAGUCGCACGGCUCUACAGGCCCCGCUGCCUCUGUAUGGGACGAGCUAGACGAACUAAAGUCCAGGAUACGCAAGAUUGAAAUGGGGGGCAAGAUACCCUCGACAUCUGGCGCCAUUGUAUCUCAGGCUUCGCAGGCGUCGGCCGAGCGCCCGCGGACAGCAAACACUUCCGCCACAACAGUAUCCUCUUCUCCAAACCAACAGCGAAAGUCCAACCUGUCUCCUUCAGAAUCCAGCGUCAGCACCCAGGCGCCGCCUAGUGCCAAUAAGGCCCACCCUCUGUUGCGGGACGCUCUCAGCAAAGCUAGACAGCAUGUAUCUCCCGCCGUAUACCGCUCGCUAGAAGCGACGGCCCAGGAGGCGCUGGCGUUGGCAGAAAUGAGUGGUAGCGGUGGGCCUCAGGGCACUCUUCAUUCCGCUAGCUCAAUUAUCAACGGUUCUGUCGUAUCUGACCGGCAGGUUCGUCGCAAGGCCGAUAAUCUUUGCCGUAGCCUGACGGAGCUUUGCAUUGCCAUGUGUGACACCAAAACAGGCCUCUCCAGCCCAGCCUUCCGAUCAACCCAAGCUACAAUCUCGCGCCGUCCGAGCGUGCAGAUCAAUGGCGACUCUCCGACAAUACGACAAAGUAUCGAACCGGAGAGCAAUACCCUGAACGGAGUCAGUCCUAGUAGAGCACUAUCGCGCAUAGAGGCUCGAAGAACUAGCAUGCUUAUAGCUGACUCCAAUGGUUCCCAACGAGGAAACAGCCAGGAACCUUACGACGACAGACAAACUCCAUCACGACUACAGCGAGCAGGCACAAGUCUUCAUCGAACACGUGAGAGUGUCGAUGAAGAUGAACAGGAUCCCAUCUUCCGUGCGCCGUCCCGAGCCAUGACCUCCGUCGACUUUAGGGCACGACAAACAGACAACAACAGAUUCAAUGGCGGCAGGCAGUACACCUCCCGUGAACAAAUGCCUGAUCUACAGCCAUCACCUGCACUCCAGAGUAGUGCGAGCCUUCGACGACCCAGUAUCUCAAGUACACCAUCAAAUGAGCGUAGUAGUCUCCUUUUCCGGGAUCAGAGUCGUUAUGGUCACAAUCUGGGUCGUGAAGGCUCCCCGGUCAUCUACGACAAACCCAUGUCUGGAGGCCUGCGAGCCAGAGCACAAUUGAGUGUAGCCCGAAACCCGAACAACCGACACUCAGUCGGUGGCAUGGCAGACAUUGGCCGUAAUUUUGGACACGUCCAGCGCAAUGAUAGCGCAAUGGGCAAAAGUACGAGUUUCGCAUAUGAUAGCCACCUACGCGACAUUUCGACGGAUGGGCGAGCAUUUGCAGCAGCAGUUUUUAGGGAUGAAGUUUUGCGGAGUUAA
Pyrenophora tritici-repentis Pt-1C-BFP is the source of this 2559-nucleotide messenger RNA. Lineage: Eukaryota; Fungi; Ascomycota; Dothideomycetes; Pleosporales; Pleosporaceae. The record is from RefSeq and is a predicted model, not a curated record.